UUCUUAGAACUGGUCGUACUCAAAUGAUUCUAGUGCCCUACUGUUUUUGACUUGUAUCAAGUUCAAACCAUGGGAAACGGGGACAAGGCUAACCAAUGUGAAAGUUCGAUAAUAGCAGUGGCUGGUAAUGAAGUCCCAGUGUCUGCUGCAGAGGAUGAUGUGAAGGAACGGUGUUGGCAUCAGAGAGAAGCCCUGCCAGGGGAACCUAGAUGUGUUGUAUGUGGCCGCUACGGGGAAUAUGUUUGUGAUGAGACUGAGGAUGACAUUUGCAGCCUGGAAUGUAAGAAAAUUCUCCUAUGUAGGAUUGCCAAGUCAGUGUCACUGGUUGAUCGCCCACCACCUAUGAGAUUACCCACAACUGAUGAGUGUUUUUAUGUCAGAGAUGCAAAUGAUAAUUCAGAAACUCGAUCUUUAACUAAUGACCAGACUGAAUCACUCAGGAGAAAACUAGAAAUCUCUGUGAGGGGUGGCUCUGUUCCGGCACCCGUCUUGUCUUUCACUUCUUGCAGUCUUCCUCAGAAGCUCCUCCAAAACAUAGAAGCUGCUGGAUAUGAGAUGCCGACACCGGUCCAAAUGCAAGCAAUCCCAGCUGCUUUGAUUGGCCAAAGCCUGCUCGUUUCAGCUGAGACUGGUUCAGGAAAAACCUGUUCCUUUUUGGUUCCUAUAGUUUCAUACUGUGCAAAGAUUCACUGUGGGCAGUUACCAACUGAGAAAAAACCAUUAGCAAUGAUACUUUCUCCAACUAGAGAGCUCUGCAUACAGGUAGAGGAGCAAGCCAAGUUGCUUGGAAAGGGUUUACCCUUUAAAACUGCACUAGUUGUUGGUGGUGAUGCUAUGGCUGGACAAAUCCACCGCAUCCAGCAGGGAGUGUCAUUGAUUGUUGGAACUCCAGGAAGGCUGAUUGAUCUUUUAAUCAAGUAUGAUAUAGAAUUAGAUGCAAUAUCAAUUCUUGUUCUUGAUGAAGUGGACUGCAUGCUUCAAAGGGGAUUCCACGAGCAAGUAAUGCAGAUAUUUAGGGCUUUAUCUCAACCCCAAGUCUUGAUGUAUUCUGCAACAAUUCCAAAGGUAGUUGAGAAGCUGGCAAGCUCAAUGGCGAAAGAUAUAACUGUUGUUUCCAUUGGGAAGCCAAACAAACCUAAUGUGGCUGUGAAGCAGCUGCCAAUUUGGGUGGAGUCAAAGCAAAAAAAGAAAAAGCUUUUUGACAUAUUGAUGAGCAAGCAGCAUUUUAGGCCACCACUUGUAGUAUUUGUGGGUUCAAGACUUGGUGCAGAUCUCCUCUCCGAAGCAGUAACAGUCACCACUGGGGUGAAAGCUCUAUCGAUCCAUGGAGAGAAGCCCAUGAAGGAGAGAAGAGAAAUUUUAAGGUCAUUUUUGGUUGGAGAAGUUCCCGUGGUUGUGGCUACAGGAGUAUUGGGCAGAGGAGUUGAUCUUCUAGGGGUGAGACAGGUUAUUGUGUUUGACAUGCCAAAUUCCAUUAAGGAGUAUAUACAUCAGAUUGGAAGGGCCUCUAGAUUGGGAGAGGAGGGUACAGCCAUUGUCUUUGUCAAUGAGGAGAACAAGAAAAUGUUUCCUGAGUUGGUUGAAACCCUGAAAUCAUCUGGGGCUGCUAUUCCUCGGGAGCUUGUUAAUUCAAGGUACACGGUAGUUUCCUCCUCCAUUGGGAGGGGCCAAAGGAAAAGGAAGCAUGGAUAAUGAAAUGUUGUAAGCUAUUCUAUUCUGUGGCCCAAAUCCUGAUUCAGGGGAAAAAAAGGAAGCAUUUGGUUUUGGCUAAAAUUAAUUUCAACCUUUAUGUUACCCUUUAAGGUGUUUUAAUCUUUACUGCUCUCUAUUGCCUAUAAUUUAUUGCCACUGGUAUGCUGCAACUGUUACCUGAAUGGGUUGCCUCACAUUGAACAGGUCCUUCAUGGUGGCCAGUUACUGCCACCUUUAGCUGGCCCAACUUUUCUGAUAUUUGUGCUCGUCUUCAGAAUCAUUUACUUUUGGAUCUGGUGGUGACUGCCUUGAAGAGAUUGUAGCAGAGGUGGUUUACAUCAAGCAGUUUUCUCAGGAUGUGGUGGCAAGGAUGACAUAAUUUGAUCCAUGAACAGUAUAUUCGGCUCUAAAAGGACUGCAGUAUAUGAAUAGUGUUCUCUGCAGUUUCUGCCAUGGAGUGGUGUAAAUGAGAGCAGAAAAAAAGGAGAGAAAAAGUCUGGACUAUCUGCUUCGGCCAUACGACUGAUUGGACCAAAUAGAUGAGGGGAUAUUAGAGAGUGAGGACGUGCGAUGGCCGAAUUUAACGUGUUCUGCUUAGUUCCAGUAAAGUAUAGCUAUUUGCAAACUCUGGAAGUGUAAACACGACACAGCUGAUUUUGAGUGGGAAGAAGAUUGGCUGAUCAGAUUAUGUCAAAAUUGAGGUUGAAAACUACAAAUCUUGGGCAUCUCAGAAGAGCAAGUUGUCAUAAUGGGUAUGUUCAAUCUGGAUAAUUAGAUCUAAAAUUCUUUAGUUCCUGUGCGGAUUUUGUUAUAGUGGUGCUGAGGUAUAGCACUUGGUAGUUUAUGUGUCUAGUUUAGCACCUGUGCCUAUUCCAUAGUAUAGGGGAUAAGCAAGGUUGUAUCGUGACGCCAGUGUUUGACUCUCUGAAUCUACGCAGAUUUUCUAGAAUUUUAUUUUACCCGAAUUAUUGUAAUUUAUGACUUUAUUUCUUGGUUACAUUAAUUUCUAACUUAUUUCUCAAG
Messenger RNA from Ilex paraguariensis (yerba mate), 2715 nucleotides. The record is from the annotation of a GenBank genome assembly. NCBI's taxonomy places the organism in Eukaryota, Viridiplantae, Streptophyta, Magnoliopsida, Aquifoliales, Aquifoliaceae.